Molecule: messenger RNA, 387 nt
Organism: Angiostrongylus costaricensis
Lineage: Eukaryota; Metazoa; Nematoda; Chromadorea; Rhabditida; Metastrongylidae
Source: the annotation of a GenBank genome assembly
AUGAGGUACGACGUCAUCGGCUUGGCCGAAACAAGACGACGCCACCCAUUCAACGCUGUCCAUGACACCGAAGAAGAACUGUUCCUCGGAACAUGCAACAGUAGAGGAGUCGGCGGCGUCGGCGUUCUCGUCAGCACGAGUUUGUCCGUGAAAAUCGAUUCAUUCGAACAGCAUACAACCCCAAUCGGACGUUUGCGAUUAAAAAGACGUGGAUCAAUACCGGCCUUGAAAAUCUUCGUCGUGUACGCGACGACACCAAACUAUGACGAAGAAGAAGUCGAAGCGUUCUAUAUGGACUUGGAGAAGUUCUACAGAGAAGACCACACAUUCUUCAAGGCAAUCAUUGGAGAUUUCAAUGGCAAGACUAGACCAAGAAGAACGUCUUAA